UAUAAUUUAAUAAGUUUAUACAACAAUGCAAUAGGCAUAUAAUGAGGAUAAUUCCCUAUUACGUUUAUAGUUCAUAUUUUUUCCAUAAAUGUCGCUCAAGUUACAUACACUAUGAACGAAAGGUGUUGACAGCUUUAAAUAUUUCAUUUCAUUGAUCAGUUGUCAUGGCAACUAAAUACAAACGUUUAAUGUUAGUAUUAAGAGAAUACUCUAGGAUUACAAUUAAAAUACUUUUUACAACAAUUAAAACUUGUUAAGAACUAGAAAAAUUAAAACAGAUAUAUAUAAUGAUCACCAAUAUAGAUGACAUUUUAAAAAAUUUAGGAUGGGAUGAUGGAUUUCGAAUACCAGUGGCUAAUGAAGAAAAUAAACAUCUUGAAGAAGAAAUUGAAAAGAAAACAAAAUACAAGAUGUCUUUACAUAAAAAUUUGGAAUCUAUGGAAGAACACUUAAAGAUGAUUAAAAAACAUGCUGUUAAUAUAAAACUUCAACAGGAUUUAAAUCAAAACCUUCUCACAGCACAUUCAGCACAACUAGAGAAAGAAGAUCAUUUAUAUAGAUUAAGCAAUAGCACAGAAUCAAAUCUUCGUCAUGAAAUGCAAGAUUUUAAUAAAACAUGGAAUGACAUAAAUGAAAGAGUAUCAAACAUAGAGAAAGAUUUAGCUAAAAUAACAAAGAAAAUAGAAAGUUCUAAAAAAGCAGUCAAGUUUGAUGAAAACAAUCUUCUAAAGUGGGAGGAAGUAUUAAACAAAAAGGAAGAAGAUAAUGAAUUGAUAGAAGAAUACAUGAAACAAGAUACAAAAAAAUAUAAGGAAUUAGAACAAAAACGCCAGAAGCUAAGUAUAGAAGCUGAAUCUUAUCGACAAACAAUAGUAAAAGUAGUUAAUGAAGCACAAGAAAUGGAAAUAGCUUUAGAUAGAACUGUUAAACUUUAUGAUGAAGCAUUAAAAGAACGAAGACAAAUGAUAAACCAAUGGACACAAAGUGUAGCUGUGCUGAGACAAAGAGAUGAUAAUAUACAAGCUAGUUUAAGGGAAAUAGAAUCACUUCGUGAAAUUGGAAAAGAUAAAAUGGAUCUCCUACAUGAAACAGAACAAUUUUUAAAUGAUCAAAUUUUAAACAACAAGCAACUCGAAGAAUUGAUUAAAGGGUCUGAAAAGAAACUUGUCAUUAUAAAAAACGAGAAUCAUAAGAUUAUGGAUACAAUUAGUACGUAUGAAUUUGAGCAUCGCACUCAGAAGAAAGAUGUAGAAAAUUUGAACCGCCGUAUACAACAAAUAAGAGCAGAUAUAAAACGUAAAAAAAAUGAAAUUGAUAAUAAAACUAUAAAAAUGGAAGAUUGGAAGAACCGAAUUAAAGAUUUAAUUAUAACUUUAAAUGAUAUUGAUAACCAAAAAUUAAAUGUAGAGGAUAGAACAAAGCAAUUAGAAGAAAUGAUUGAGGAAGAAGAAAAACGUAAAUCUAUUUUAACCAAAGAGGUAAAGCAUCUGCAAAUAGCAAUUUUACGUACUGGCAGUCAGAUUUCCAAAUUACAUAGUGAAAAAAAAAUUCUGGAAAUACAAGAUCGAAAUGAGAGAAAAAAACUUGAAUUAUUAAUAACAACCUACGACAAAGAAGAAAAAAUAUUGGAAGAGAAAAAAGAAUCAUUAUAUCAUAUUGAAUUUACUCUACAUAAAUGUCAAAUGAAGUUAGAUCGUAUUAAAGGUCUUCAGCAUGAUCAAACAGAAUAUAACAAAAAACAAAAAAUAAUUGAAGAUUUGGAAACAGCAUUAUCAGAGAAAAUGAAAAUAGCUAAACUGCUAAAAACACAAAUUUCAAGUUUAGAAUAUGAUAGGAAAAAAAUCACUAAUAACAUAGCAAAUGACAAUGGAGAAUUAGAGCAACUAAAAAAUAAAAGACAAGAUUUUCUAUUACUUACGAAUGGUAGUGAAAAAACAUUAAAAGCAGCACAGAGUCAUAAUGAAGAAAAACAAGUGGAAGAAAAUAUAUUACGUCUCAAAGUUUCACAAAUAGAACAAAUGAUGUCAAGUGUUGGAGAUAAGGUCUAUAAUUUGCAAAAAUAUAGACUUACACUAGAUGCUGCGUUAAAAGAACGUGAAGAAGAAAUUGCAGUACAGAAAGAAGCACUUGUAGUUCAAAAAAGAGUUGCGUCGGGUGAAUGUUCACAAUUACAUAAUGCCAUUUCUGAAAGAAAAAAUCGAAUAAAACAAUUACAAGCACGAUACGACAAUGGUGUUGCUGUAUUUGGCAGUAGUACUGAUGGAACACCCAUUACUACGACUUAUCUUAAAAUUCAAAAUGCUCAAGAAAGAUAUCUUUUACAAGAGCAAGGUGAUAAGCUUGAUGAAACUAUAAGAAAAACAGAGUAUGAAAUAGAAAGUAUGGAAAACACAUUGAGAAUAGUUAAUGCUUGUAAUGAUAAAUUCAAAAGUAAUUUGAGUAUAGUUAAUGAAACUGGGCUUGAUCAAGAAGAACAAAAGAAACUUAAUGAACAACUAUACAAAGAAAGAGAUAAUCUAAAAAAAGGACAAAUGCGUGUACAACAUCUAACAGAAGAUUUUCAGAAGAUGCAAGAUAACUAUACUUUAUUACUUGAUGAUAUACAAAGAGCCAAAGAAGAGAAAGAUAAUAAGGAACAACAUCUCUCUAAUCUUAAUAAACAAAUAGCUGAACAAGAUGAAAAAAUAUCCAGAGCUGAAAAGAAUCUUCGAAAAGUACAUAGAGAUAUACAAAAUAAGUGUACUUGUACUGAAGAUAGUUUGAUACUUCUACAAGAAAAAGAUGUGAAUUUACGUGAAAUCCAAGAACAAAAUGCAUUGGCUCUUGAAGAUAUUGCAGAAUUUACAAUUCGUCAUGUGGAAGUAGAACCCUAUGUAAAAAAACUUCUAGCAGCCAAGAAUAUAGAAUUACCUUGCAUUUCUAGAUCAAUAGAUCAAUCACCUACAAUAAGUCGUUGUGGAAGUACUACAGAAUCUACUGAAUGUAUAGUUAAAAGUACUGGUCGUACUAGUACAUUUUCCUCUUCAAGGGAAAGUGUUAAUAAUGUUAUUACAUUGGAACCUUGUUUUGAUAACAUAAGAAAUGUUGAUCAACUAUCACAGACAGAUAACUUAGCAAGCAAAUAUCCAAAACGUGGUAAAACAUUAACAAAGUCUAAUCUAACAAUAACUAAGAAAUAAAUAAUAUUAUGUAAUUCCAUACUCUUAAUAAUUUAUAUAUUUAUAUAUAUAACAAAA
Vespula vulgaris is the source of this 3236-nucleotide messenger RNA. It is a transcript of the gene Ccdc39, whose product is annotated as coiled-coil domain-containing protein 39. The record is from RefSeq and is a predicted model, not a curated record. The transcript has 11 exons. The coding region runs from base 288 to 3179 and encodes 963 amino acids. Gene Ontology annotation, biological process: cilium movement; cilium-dependent cell motility; inner dynein arm assembly. Gene Ontology annotation, cellular component: axoneme. NCBI's taxonomy places the organism in Eukaryota, Metazoa, Arthropoda, Insecta, Hymenoptera, Vespidae.